AUGGCGGCCUCCUUACGUCUUGUUUGUAGGCGAUUUGUUAUUCGAAACAACUUUCGUUCUGUGGCAGCCCUUCAUAGUUCUGUUCGAAAUUUCGCUACGCCUGAUAAAGUAACACAUACUGGACAGGUAACUUCAGUUGUGUUAGUAUUUUAGGGUAGAAAGAGACAGAGAAUUGUAAUUUUCAAAAUCUUUGAUAUUUGAAACUUCUGAACUUGUAUAUACGUAGGUAUGGGAUGCAGGUGACUAUAGAAUGGCACGCUUCACUGACAGAACAAAGGAGGUAUUGUUUUCAACUUAAUGAUACUUAAUAUUUUGACUUAUUUAAUUCGACUGCAAGGUGUUAAUAAUAAUAUAGGCUUCAACUUUAUAAAACAUGGGAAAAUCGGCAUCAGUGUGCCUUUACAGUAACCGGUCAUUUCGCCCCCGAGUCAUUUCGCCCCAGUUACUUAAGGUGCUUUCCAUUAUGCUGGAACAACCGGUCAGAGACCACUCGAACUAACCAAGGGAAAAUGGAACACGUCAGAACCAAAACUCCGACGGAAUUAAUUGUUGGGUAAGAGAAAAAAGAGAAAAAUGUGAGGAAACAUCGUCUACAAUCGGAGAAGCCAGUAAUAUAUUUGUCUUUAAAAACUGAUGAAAACCAGAAGAAAAAACAAAUCAAGAUACUCUGUUGUACCUGCGCCUUGUGUGCAACUGUGCAUAAGGAGAAAGGUUAGGUCUUGCAUCUGAAGCUUACACACACUGCACUCGUAAACUCUUACAUCUGAACCAUCCACCAUUUUGACUACUGUGUGUAGUGACAAGCUGGAGCAGGACUGGAAAUGAAAAUUUCUGAAAAUGGAACAAUAAUUUCCGGUCAGACUGGACCGACUGGUCGAAGAGGAAUACCUCUGGAGGUGAACCACUUUGACUGGAAAAUUUCCACCUAGGCCGAACUUUUCCAUUUACGUUUGGACCAUAAUUUCCAGAAAUUUUGGCAUAAUGGUGAGCACCCUUAGUCCCCUUUUUUCGAGUCAGUUAGCAUGCUUCAAUGAAAUGUCCCUCUUUCUAAAAUAGGAGGCUAAGUAACCUGGGCAAAAUGACCAUAAAGCGCCUUUACCAGUAGUAGGGUUAGAAAUUUGAAAAGGAAGUGAAGAAGAUGCUUCCAACAGAGUUUUUAAAGUAAUUAAUAUCAUUCAUAAGAAGAGAAAAAGAGACAAACCCCUUUCCCACUUUUGUAGUGUUCCUCUCCCUUCCCUUUCCCACUCUCGGACAUCGGUUUGUAAACCCUGGCAGUAAGGUUGGCACCUGCUGUGCAUCAGAUCCUGAUGCAACCUCAUAUUGGCGAGAACACUGACUAUUGACAGGUUUGAUUGAUGUCACUCUUUUGGUUGGCACAUAGCAUGCAAUUUGAUUUAAAUAAUUGCUUGUAAACAGAUCUUCUGAUCUUUAACAUGGCGUCUUCUGACACUUGACUUAUGAGUUUUUUAGCUGCAAUGAAUGUUCUUGCAUUAGAGGGCAAAUCACACUGACAAGAAACAAUAACUGCAGAGAAUCAAUAUGCGUGUCAUGAACCCUCAGUAUGAAAUAAGUGCCAAAAAUCACAUUUUCUCAGUUAAACUAAACCCUCCAUAGCAUAAUCUACCCACCAGGCCCCAGUUGUUGUUCAAAAGCUGGAUAGUGCUACCCACGGGAUAAAUCACUAUCCAGCAGAUAAGUAGUAGGGAAACCAAUUGCCUUAUCCAUUGGAUAUUGCUUUAUCCAUGGAAUAGCACUAUCCACCUUUUGAACAACUGGGGCCAGAGAAAAAACUCAUUGGAAAAAGCAGCAUAUUGCACUAGGUAAAAGCUGUGUGUUGCCUACCGACCCCCUUUUUACACGUGAAAUUGAUUACAUUCCAGUGUAUCCAAGUGACAGAUAAUGAUCUUGCUGACAGAUGAUCGGCAGGUUCUCAUCCUUUCCGUCCCCUCUCCUCGCGAUUUUUUCACCCUUUCCCCGAACAGAGAGCCUUUUGACAGGCUAUUUUUAUCAUUGCAGGUAAACGAGAAGUUUGCGAUUGACCUCGUUGAUGAGGAACCACCCAUAGAAGUACAUGCACGCUAUGUGUGGUGUGAUGGAGGUGAUUAUUAUUUUUUCCCCUCCAUAAAACUUGGAUAUGAAUCAUUUUAUUCUGGAAAGCAAGCAUCCCUCCUCCUGUCACUGUAUAUAUCAUGCCACACUCAUCUACAUUGUACACAAAUAGUGUAUCUAGACAGUGCAAGUUCUGGAACAUGCCAUCUUAACCCUGAUCAGUAUUGUCAUUGCUUUACCCUAAUCAGUAUAGUCAUUGCUUAACUCUAAUCAGUAUAGUCAGUGUUUAUGUGAGUGGCUAGCAUUACCUUUGAUUUAGAACAAACAUAUCCAUGUAACAAGGCUUACUGCACAACUAUAUAACAGUACCUUGUAAAUAUCCCAGGUCAAAAAAAUUAACCUGAAAUCAAAGUUGACCUGUCACAUGUAUAUUUUUUGAAACCCUGAUAUGUCUUCUUUCUAAAUAUGCACAACUAUAGGUACUUUAACCUCAAAGGGAACUUUUGAGAUGUUAUUUAGUGUAUGUAUGUCAAAACUGAAGCAAUAUUACAGAAAAACUCAGGAGUCAGAGGGUUAAAUCAUGAAAGUAUAAAUUGUACAUGUUUCAUUGAAACAUCAUGAUUCCUACAUACAGUAUGCGCCCCAAACUCCUAGAUGGAAACAAAUUAAAUGUUCUGGCACUGCUUCACUUUCAAGCCGGUGUUUAAAGCCAAAACAUGUUUUUAAUGAAUGAACAAGUCAGGUUACUGAAUUCAAAGUAUAUCUUGUGGUCCAAUUUUUUCUUUGGUUUAAAGUUUUUAUUACAUCGUAGUUGUUGUUGGUUUCAAACUCGUUAUCAUACAUUAGUAUUCUCAGAAACAAAAGAGAAUAAAAUUUAAACAAAGAAUAUAUUUGAACCACAAUAUUUAUGUACAUGAUUUAUUGUUAUUUUUAGGAGGUGGUGCUCUUGGACAUCCAAAGGUGUACAUUAACUUGGUAAGACUGUUUAUACUUACAAAUAGUGUUGGAAAUUCUCUCAGAAUUCUUAAUCGAUAAUCAGAAAUAAUAGGAUUGACCCACCUAAGUGAUCGUUGAUUAUAACCAGAAAAAAUCUCUUUACAAGAAUUCCAUUUUAUUUUUGCCACUGUACCUUGUUUUAGAACGUGACUAAAACAUUAUGUAGAACAUGAAUCAGAAAACGGACAUCAGUUAAUUUGGCCCUGCUUGCCAUAAAGUGCCAGUGGCUCGGUGGUUAGAGUGUCCAUUCUCGAACUCAGAUGGUCCUCUUUUGCCUGGAGCUCAGACAUUUUUUGUCUUCUUUGGGAUGAUUCAAUUCUCUUUCUUUCCUCAUGACUAUUAUGUUUAAUUGCCAACAAGAAACUUUUUUCCCACAAUCAUUGAUUGAACAUUUUCCAAAAUUGAUUUAAUAUCGUGUUGCUUAGAAAUUUCAGUCGAUGAUUGGCACACCUCUGGUUGAGUUUCUGAAUAGCCAGAAGCUGGUCAAGGUUUUUAUAUCACAUCACUAAAUUACAGAUGGUCUGAUCUGCAUUGUUUUGUCCCAUUUCUAGAUUUGCUUCUAUGGUUAAAUAAAGCAAACUAGGUUUAGGUAUUUAGGGCUAGGAAAGAUUCAAGCAGUAGUGGUGAGGACUUUCUGGAAAUUUUUGCAAAUUCCAGGUGCCGACAAAAUUUUCAACUUCUUAGAAGCAAAUUUCAGAACUCCAGACAAGUUCAGUCAAAGGUACAAAGAGAGUGUGCCCUAAAAACUUAAACAUCCUAUUUUCGUUAAAUAAUGAAGUUUUGGGCACUUGUGGGAGGAAAACUUGCGAGGGGUUGUAGAAACUGGAGUCUCAAACUUCCUUUUGGCUCAGUAAAUAAGUUAUCCCUAUCACUGAUUCUUACAGAUGCAUCUUUAUUUUCUCUUACAGGAUCAAGAAGGACCACAUGCUUGUGGUUACUGUGGCCUGAGAUAUGUUAUGGCCCAUGACCAUCACUAAAAAUAUUAAUAUGCUGUGUUUUUGCUCUAAACAAUUAAAACAUUGCUGUUUAUCAUGUUUUCCAGAAAAAUGAAAAUGUAAAUACUGUUUUCACCGUAAUCAAGAACUUAAAUCUUAAAUAAAAGUUUCAUUAACAAAAUAAAAUGUUUAGGGGAAACCUAUUCGUAAAUCACUUUGUAAACAUAUUUUUCAUGAGGAAG
Molecule: messenger RNA, 4222 nt
Organism: Porites evermanni
Lineage: Eukaryota; Metazoa; Cnidaria; Anthozoa; Scleractinia; Poritidae
Source: the annotation of a GenBank genome assembly